AGAAGAGCCAGCCAAAGUCGUAACAUCUCAAGUUUCAUAAACGAAUACUGAGAUAUUCGUACCUGUUUAGCGUGUCGCGAAGCCUCCCGCUCGUAUAGAUUCUCCACAUAUAAAGGGUGGCAUAUUUCUGAGCCUUUGUCUCAUAACUUGGGUCUCUGAUCUCUCCAUUCACUCGUCGACGUUCACGACACAAAUCCAACAACCUCCAUGGAUUCUACCGCAACUUGCACCGUCACUUGUUCUGACUCCCAGCCCACAGAGUUCAUUUUACCUGACUUCUUCAGCGAUUGCCCCUACCCCAUGCGACUAAACCCUCACUGUGAUCCAGUAUCUCGCGCUAUUGAACAAUGGCUUUGUAGCGAAGCCCAUCUGGUAGAGCCCGAGGCUACCAAAUAUACUACGAUAUUGCGCCCAGGUUACUUCGCUUCAGUUUGUUUCCCUGAUGCGGAUGCUUUCCAUCUCAAAGUCUGCGCGGACUUCCUGGGCUGGUCAUUCAAAAUGGAUGACUGGCUCGAGAUCGAAAGGUCCGAUGUCAAUGAUGCUUGGGGAGUACGCGACUGCUGCAUAUCUGCGUAUCGUGUAAGAGACACGAGCCUAUGUGUACAUGUAUCACGGGGAAACGGGAGUCAGGUACUGCAAAAUGUCUCUGAUAUAUAUAUGCCACUUGUCGUCACGUCCGGGUGGUCCGACGGACGCUAUCAACUGCUCUUGACAUAUCGCGAUCCCGCCAACUUCCAGACGGAAAGAUAUAGUGGAAAGAUGUGCAAAUCAUAUUUCAGUCGUUUUAAAGAGACUGGCGGCCCUGGCUGCACAGAGCGCUUUAUUCAUGGUAUGGACUUGUGGUUUAUCUCUGCGGCCAAGGAGGUGGAGAACCGCGCCAAGGGACAUAUCAAUGAUGUUGAAUCUUACAUCGAAUUGAGGCGCGACUUGAGCGGCUGCAAGGCUUGCUUUGCCUUUACCGAAUUCGCCUGUCAGAUUGAUCUUCCCGACGAAGUAGUCUCGCAUCCAGUCAUCAUAGCGCUGGAGGAGGCUGCCAAUGAUUUUAUUUCUUGGUCAAAUGAUAUUUUCUCCUAUAACCUGGAGCAAUUUCACCAUAGCACAAAUAAUUCAGUUGCUGUGCUCAUGGUCAAACAAGGUCUCGACCUGCAAGGCGCUAUUGACUACUGCGGCCGGCUAUGCAAUAUCUCCCUUCAACGCUUCGAAGAAAACCGCGCUAACCUCCCCUCGUGGGGAGAAGAAAUCGACAAGGAUGUGGCUAAGUACGUCGAAGGACUGCAGAACUGGAUUACCGGUACGCUGCAGUGGUCCUUCGAGUCCGCCCGCUAUUUCGGGAAGGAUGCGCAUAUCGUCAAGCAGAACCGAAUUGUCAAGCUGCUUCCCAAGCGACCAUUGUGAAAUCCACAGCUAUUGCUGUAUGUAAGACCGUUUCACUUCUUGCCUGCGAUGCACGAUUCUUAUUGCGAUGACUACCAUUAUAGA
Suillus discolor is the source of this 1479-nucleotide messenger RNA. RefSeq names its product isoprenoid synthase domain-containing protein. Lineage: Eukaryota; Fungi; Basidiomycota; Agaricomycetes; Boletales; Suillaceae. The transcript is spliced from 7 exons. The record is from RefSeq and is a predicted model, not a curated record. The coding region runs from base 208 to 1395 and encodes 395 amino acids.